UAUUUUGCCUCACAACCCCUUACCCUCCACCAUGAAUAGCUUUUAGAAAAUGCAUUACAGGCCAAAAGCUUAUCUGAAAACUAUUACAACACAUGUCUCAGGCAUAAUUCAUAAUCAUUUCAUCUAAUAAAUUUCUCUAAUGUAGGCCCAGCUUUGGGCCAAUUAACUCCUCAGUCGUCUGGUUCCUAUCACCACCACUGUAAACCUGUCUGACUUGGUAAGUUUCUCUAGAACGGAGAAUCUCACACCAAACCACUCUGAAUGACUUUGUUUACACCUCGGCCAUUAAAUUAUACUGAAAUUUUGAAAAAGUCGGUGGAAUUCCCCUUCGGAAGCGCCCCACAAAGGCAGCAAUACAAGCCUGCGUGUGUGUGCCGUUGUAGUGCUGUGCAUGCGCCACUGGGCGAGUCUCGGCUCGGCUGUCUCCGUAACUCUCCUUUUUCUCCACGAAAAAAAGGGAGAGAGGGGAGAGUUGGGGCGGAGGGGCCGCCAUUAUCGGGAAGCUGGAAAAAGCCCACCGCUCACCCACAUGCAGCCCUGCAACACGGCCAGGCGUCCCGGAGCGCUCCUGCAUCUCAUGGUCCGGACUCGGCUAUGAAGCGGCAUCACUGCGGCUCGGCGGAAAGUCAGCGGCGCACACGGCUGUCUGAAAUCAGCUCGUUAUUACGGCCACAACAAAGGACAGCAUAACUGGUCCAGAGCAACGUGGUAAGGCCGGAGGAGGAAGCUGAGAUGCGUUUUCCCCUCUACAUGGAAACGAGCAGCAGAUGACCAACGACGGACAUUCCCGAUUUGCUGGCCGUCGCUGCGGGGUUGAUGGAUUUUUGUCAGCUAACGUUAACGUUGUUGCUAUGAAGCUACGUUAACGUGACUGGAUAGAAGAGAGCAGCAGGUUAACCUGAGGCAGCGUAUCUGUUGAAAAGCGUCGCUCAGAUCCACCAAGGCCACCAGAACAGUGUCGCUGAAGGUCCCUUAGCAGCUGAAAUAAACGACUUCGGCGAGUUUAGUUGUCAUUUUCAUCGCCUUCUGCACCGAACCCGGCUCUCUCCGUUGGCCUGGGCUGGGAGGAGGGAUUGGAAAGGGAAAGGGAAGGAAAGAAGGACGGACGGACGCAGCAAUGGAUCGCUAAAAGGCAUCCAGUCCACACAUUUGAUACUUACAAUCAAGCCUUGUCAUCACCAUUGCAGACUUGUAUCCCAGUUCCUCAGUAAUAUGGGCAAAAAACAUGCAACCUUGGUUAUUUUGAUGAAAAGGAAUGUUUGAACUAUCAAAUAAAACUGAGACAAAUGUGAUCGAGCAAAAGGGAUCUACGUAUUUCGCUUUAUGGACACGUGUCAGAGAGUCAGCCUGUGUCAACCUUUGUGGCAUGGCAAGAUGAGUGCCUGCAUACGAUGAUGGCCAAAAAGCAAGAUUCGCGAGCGCCCACCUACAACCUGGUUGUUGUUGGUCUGUCGGGCACUGAGAAAGAAAAAGGCCAAUGUGGAGUUGGGAAAUCUUGCCUUUGUAAUCGCUUCGUCCGCCCUAGCGCAGAUGACUUUCAUCUUGAUCACACGUCAGUGUUAAGCACCAGCGAUUUUGGUGGUCGAGUUGUCAACAAUGACCAUUUCUUGUUCUGGGGAGAGGUGGAACGAGCUUUGGAAGAUGGCACCGAGUGCAGGAUGCAUGUUGUCGAGCAGACCGAGUUUAUUGAUGACCAGACAUUUCAGCCACAUCGUAGCACAGCGUUACAGCCUUACAUCAAAAGAGCUGCAUCCACAAAACUGGCAUCUGCAGAAAAACUCAUGUAUUUCUGCACUGACCAGUUGGGGCUGGAACAGGACUUUGAGCAAAAACAAAUGCCCGAAGGGAAGCUGCAGGUUGAUGGCUUUCUUCUGUGUGUUGAUGUAAGUCGAGGGAUGAACCGCAACUUUGAUGACCAAAUGAAGUUCGUCACCAACCUGUAUAAUCACCUAGGCAAGACAAAAAAGCCUGUUGUGCUGGUUCUGACCAAGUGUGAUGAAGGUGUGGAGCGAUACAUUAAAGACUCUCACACAUUUGCUAUCACUAAGAAGAACUUGCAGGUUGUUGAGACAUCGGCUCGGUCUAAUGUCAAUGUGGACUUAGCUUUCCUUACCCUGAUUCAACUCAUCGAUAAGGGGAGGGGCAAGCCUAAGAUAAUACCUUAUUUUGAGGCACUGAAGCAUCAGAGUCAACUAAUUGCCACUGCAAAGGAUCGCUAUGAAUGGCUGGUGAACCACAUAGUGAAGAAUCACAACGAGACAUGGCCCAACGUCAGCAGACGCAUGCAGACAGCACCAGAAUACAAAGAAUACGUCUUUUUAGAAGGUACAGCUAAAGCAAAAAAGCUUUUCCAGCAGCAUAUUCAUCGACUUAAACAGGAGCACAUUGAGAGACGUCGUAAGGGCUACUUAAGUACUCUACCCUUGGCCUUGAGUUCCUUAGUAUCUGAACUAGAUGAAAUUGAACAUUUGAGCUGGUCUGGGGUACAGAAGGUGCUUGAGUCCAAAAAGGACUUUGACCAUUGGUUUGUUGUGCUAGAGGACGCACCAUGGGAGGACACACCGCAUCUUGACAAUAUGGAAGAUGAGCGCAUUCCCUUUGAUGUGCUGGACACGACUGCAGCAGAAAUCAUCUUUGAUGCACACCUCGAACAUCUGCGCAACGAGAGCAGGCGUGCCGAGAUGCGACAUGAGUUUAAGAUGAAACUGGCAUCUUCACCCUUUGUCACACCUGGGAAGCCAUGGGAAGAGGCACGCAGCUUCAUUAUGAAUGAAGACUUCUACCAGUGGCUGGAGGAACCCGAAUACUUGGACAUCUACAACAGGCAUCAGAAGGUGAUCAUUGACAGGGCAAAGGAGGAUUUCCAGGAACUUCUGCUAGAGUAUUCUGAGCUUUUCUAUGAACUUGAAGUGGAUGCCAAGCCAAGUAAGGAAAAGAUGGGAGCAAUUCAGGAAGUACUUGGGGAAGAACAGCGUUUCAAGGCUUUGCAGAAACUGCAGGCAGAAAGAGAUGCUUUGGUAUUGAAGCACAUCCAUUUUGUUUAUCAUCCAACCAAGGAUACCUGCCCUAGCUGCCCACACUGUGUCGACAACAAGAUUGAGCAAACUUUGGCCUUAUGCUUCCCUACACGUUACCCAUCCUUUGGAAAGUCUCACUUGAAUGACAGCAAAGCAGAUAGGAUCAACCUUGUCAUCUUGGGAAAAGAUGGUUUAGCAAGAGAGCUAGCUAAUGAGAUUCGAGCUUUGUGUACCAACGAUGACCGCUAUGUGCUUGAAGGUAAACUAUAUGAGCUAAUACUUAGACCCAUUGAGGGCAAUGUGAGGCUUCCUGUCAACUCCUUCCAUACAGCCACAUUUACACCUCAUGGGUGCCUGUGUUUGUACAAUUCCAAGGAAUCUUUGUCUUACGUUGUGGAAAGCAUCGAGAAGUUGCGCGAGUCUACGCUUGGCAGGAGAGAAAACCACAUAGCACAACUUCCCCUCUCUCUCUUGUUAGUCACUAAAAGAGGUGUGGGAGCAUUGAGUGACAUUGGUGGGGAGACUGCCCAAACCCUAAUCUCUCAGGGUCAGCAGGUUGCUAUAAAACUACAGUGUAACUUUUUGGAACCUGCGUCUCCUGGCUCGGGCUAUGGGCGUAAUGUGAAUGAAAGACAGAUAAACCAGGUCCUAAAGUGUCUUCUGGACUCAAGGAGGAAUGCUGUAUUCCGCAGCAGUUCCCCACCCCCACCACCUCUGCCUCCAAGUAUCAGAGAUUUGCAGCAGGACCAGAGUCCAGAGGCAGACUUGCGUAUCGUCAUGUGCCUAAUGUGCGGAGACUCCUAUGAUGUAGAUCAACUUCUUGCGCCCUUCUUGCUGCCUCAGCAUUGCAGGCCAACCUCUCCCCAUUCCAGUGGUACUUCAGUGCUUCUGGAGCAAACAGUCAGUGGUCAUAGACAGACAAUUGAGCUGUCCCUACUGUCAUAUCAUGCCUCUUUUACCAUGCGCAAGAGUCGGCUGGUACAUGGGUAUGUAGCCGUUUACUCUGCUCGUCGUAAGGCCUCAUUUGAAACCUUGUGUGCCUUCCUCUGUGAGGUUUCGGACAUCAUUCCAGUCCAGCUGAUAGCUGUGGGAGAAACCCAGGCAGAGCUCACAGACUCUGACUUUGCGCGAGAGCUGCUGACCCAGGGUGAGGAUCUGGCCCAUGAAAUCGAGGGUCGUUUUGCCAGCGUGAUCUGUGGACCAGGUGGAGUUGUUGGAGGACUACACAGAGUAGACCUUUUACAACCAUUCUUCAUGGAGGUCUUAGAGAAGAAGACCCUUGUAGAGGCCACUCAUAUGUACGAUAAUGUCGCAGAAGCCUGUAGCGUGAAUGAGAAUGUGUAUUCACCCCAGUGUGGUUCCCCUAGCCCUGUCACAAUGCUGUUAGAUUCUGAGGAGGACAUGGAAGCCUCCCCGCCUUACCACGAUGGCACCCUCACCUCUCAUAGUGGAUUUAGAUUGCCUGACCUCGAUUCAGGUGACACAUUCUCUGUCAUCUCUGAACUUACCACCUUUGAGAACAAGCUGAACAACAAAGUCCCUCUACAGGUGAGGCCCAGACCCAGUGUCACUUUUGACCUCAGAAAGCACAACUUUAACCCCUACACAGACCCAGUCAGCCAUCGGCGAUCCCUUACCUCCAAUGUGACCUGGCCUCCUGGUGGGGACGGAAUCUAUGAUCCUUCAGACUAUGCUGAGCCAAUGGACGCAGUUUCCAAGCCUCGACCCAGCCACGAAGAGAGCAUCUAUUCAGUGCCACAUGACAGCACACAGGGUAAGAUAAUCACGAUCCGGAAUUCCAACAGGAUGCAUUCUAAUGGAGGAGGCAAUGGCUCUGACAGCGAAGGGGAUGGCAGCUCUUUGGAGCGUCGACGCAAGUUCUCUACGGCAGGUGUGAAGCCACGGCUGUAUCGGGAUCGUUCCAAACGUCUGGGCAAGUUCAGUAACUUCCGCACCAGUUUUUCCAUCGGUAGUGACGAUGAGCUUGGCGUCCUUCCAAAGACAAAGGAGGAUGAAGUGACGGUGCUGAAGGGAGAAUCACUUAUUGAGGAAGGCGAAGAUCCCAAGAAAAGAAACAUUCUGAGGAGCCUUCGGCGACCAGGCAAAAAAGCCAGACCAAAGCCUCGACACUCAAUCUCUAAACCUCUGGAAAGUACUUAUUUUGGGGUGCCUUUGGUUAGUGUUGUGUCUCCUGACAGACCCAUACCACUGUUCAUCGACAAAUGUAUCCGCUUCAUUGAGGCCACAGGUUUGACUACAGAGGGUAUUUACAGAGUCAGUGGGAACAAGGCUGAGAUGGAAAGCAUGCAGAGACAGUUUGAGCAGGAUCAUGGCCUGGACCUAGUAGAGAAGGACUUCACAAUAAACACAGUCGCAGGAGCGCUAAAAAGCUUUUUCUCCGAGCUGCCUGAGCCACUGGUCCCAUACAGUGCACAAGUAGAGCUGGUGGAGGCUUUCAAGAUAAAUGAUCGAGAGCAGAGGCUGCAGACCAUGAAGGACGUGCUGAGAAGGUUUCCCCGCGAGAACUACGAAGUCUUCAAACAUGUCAUGAGCCACCUGAACAAGGUCAGUCAGUGGAACAGGGUGAACCUAAUGACCAGUGAGAACCUGUCCAUCUGUUUCUGGCCCACGCUGAUGCGACCCGACUUCACCACCAUGGAUGCCCUGACGGCCACGCGCACCUACCAGACAAUCAUUGAGUCUUUCAUCCACCAGUGCGCGUUCUUCUUCUACAACCAGGCCCCUGCCGAAUCCCCCACGGGACCCUUUGGGGCUCCGGGACCGCUGGUGCCCUCCGCUCUGCCCCCAUCACCCACUGCCGCCCCAUCUUGUGUCCCCCCGCCUUCACACUUUAGUCCCCUGCUGCAGUCUCCCCCCAACUCGCCCCCCCAAAGCCCCCACACUGUCCCACCAGAGCCACAGACACUGUGAGGCAGGGAACGUGUAGACACACACACACACCCUUAAUCGUUUACUUUUUACUUGCCUAUCGCCGAUGUGUUUGCAGACGUACUCAUUACUCAUAUCCCUCAUGCAUGCACACGCCGCAGUCUUUACACAGGCACUUGAAAACACAGUACAUAUAUUUAGGUCGGUGUUGCAUGUGGUAAUUGGAUACAGUGCUGCAGUGCUGUACUGAGUUAGUGAAUGAUUUGCACACUCUUGAAACAAAAGCGUGCUGUUGAUGCCGGGCGUACACUACAUAGUUCAGAAAAUCCUAACCAGUGGUCAGAAAUGGAAGCAGUUUUACAGACUUUCUUGCCUUUUUGUUGGGAGGGCAUACAAAAUAAGCUUAAGUAGGCAAAAUACUCACAGCCCAGGACUUGUGAACAUUUUCAUUCAUUAAAAUCAAAAAAUGUUUAAAAUUGUAUGUUCUCGGCUCUCAAGUGGUGCACCUGUCUACGCGUUGGCCCUGUCAUCAGGAGAUCACGAGUUCGAUCCCUGGUGACGGUACAGCCAUCCAUGGACAGGAGUCCAAGAGAGCACAAUUGGCCUUGCUCUC
Molecule: messenger RNA, 6519 nt
Organism: Colossoma macropomum (tambaqui)
Lineage: Eukaryota; Metazoa; Chordata; Actinopteri; Characiformes; Serrasalmidae
Gene: arhgap35b
Product: Rho GTPase activating protein 35b
Exons: 7
Coding region: 1392-5948 (1518 amino acids)
Biological process (GO): signal transduction
Molecular function (GO): GTP binding; GTPase activity
Source: RefSeq, a predicted model, not a curated record